This is a messenger RNA of Bombyx mandarina (wild silkworm), 866 nucleotides long. RefSeq lists its product as uncharacterized. NCBI's taxonomy places the organism in Eukaryota, Metazoa, Arthropoda, Insecta, Lepidoptera, Bombycidae. The record is from RefSeq and is a predicted model, not a curated record.
CAUACAUCGUGCGAUACAUAACGCGACCAGUGCCCUCGCAAUGGAGCUAAAUUUUAUAACAACAUUAAUCAAACACGAUGUUAAUCACAACGUGAAACAGUGUUUCAAAUCCAAAAAGCCAUUUAUUAUCCGAAAAGAAGAAGUAAUGGCAAUCAAGAGUAAAUUCCCCACCAAAAUACCUCUAAUCGUUGAGCGAUAUCAUAAAGAGAGAAAUCUGCCAACACUGGACAAAAAAAAAUUUUUAGUCCCGGAAGACAUCACCAUGUCUCAGUUUUUGGUUAUCAUCAGAAACAGGAUCAGAGUCAAACCUAACCAAGCUUUAUACCUAAUCAUCAAUAACAGGUCGAUGUUAAGUAUGAGCCUCACAAUGGCGCAAGCCUACGAAAACUAUGGGGAUGAAGAUGGAUUCCUUUACAUCACCUACGCCUCUCAAGAGGUGUUCGGCUACCAGGAUGAUAUGCAGGAAAAAUCGAACCGCGAAGUAGAAGCCAUUAGACACCGCUUCCCUAAUAAAGUCCCGCUGUACGUGACCAGAUACGUAAGAGAUCGUGAGGUGCCAGUAUUAGGGAGAACAAAGUUCUUAGUGCCACAGGAACUCACAAUGUCGCAGUUUCUGUACAUUAUAAGAACAAAGAUGAAACUCCGCGAUUCACAGGCAUUGUACUUGCUUGUGAACGACAAAGUUUUGGCGAGCCACAGUAUGACGAUGGCGCAGGCGUACCAGCAGUUCCGCUCUCACGAUGGCUACCUGCAUAUCACUUAUGCAGCACAACAAGUCUUCGGAUGAACGUAAAGAGUAAAUGAGCUGGUUUCGAAAUCCUAAGUUCCAAGUUCAUGGUGUUCUACUAAAAAACAUAUAAAGACUG